Pipra filicauda (Wire-tailed manakin) is the source of this 1426-nucleotide messenger RNA. It is a transcript of the gene CNN1, whose product is annotated as calponin 1. The record is from RefSeq and is a predicted model, not a curated record. Gene Ontology annotation, biological process: actomyosin structure organization. Lineage: Eukaryota; Metazoa; Chordata; Aves; Passeriformes; Pipridae. Gene Ontology annotation, molecular function: actin binding.
CGGGACAGACCCGAACCCGCCCGGGACAGACCCCCCCGCAGCGGCGCGACCGCCCCGAGCCCACCCGACCCUCCGCGACCCCCCCGCGACCCCCGCGAUGUCCAACGCGCACUUCAACCGCGGGCCGGCCUACGGGCUCUCGGCCGAGGUCAAGAACAAGCUGGCUCAGAAAUACGACCCCCAGUGCGAGCGGGAGCUCCGGGCGUGGAUCGAGGGCACCACGGGCCGACGGAUCGGGGACAACUUCAUGGAUGGGCUUCAGGACGGUAUCCUCUGCGAGCUCAUCAACAAGCUGCAGCCGGGCUCGGUGCCCAAGGUGAACGAGCCCGUCCAGAACUGGCACAAGCUGGAGAACAUCGGGAACUUCCUGCGGGCCAUCACGCGCUACGGGGUGAAGCCCCACGACAUCUUCGAGGCCAACGACCUCUUCGAGAACACCAACCACACCCAGGUCCAGUCCACCCUCAUCGCCCUCGCCAGCCAGGCCAAGACCAAGGGGAACAACGUGAGUUUGGGGGUGAAAUACGCGGAGAAGCAGCAGCGGCGCUUCCACCCCGAGAAACUGCGCGAGGGCAGGAACAUCAUCGGGCUCCAGAUGGGCACCAACAAGUUCGCCAGCCAGCAGGGCAUGACGGCCUACGGGACACGGCGGCACCUCUACGACCCCAAACUGGGCACGGACCAGCCCCUGGACCAGGCCACCAUCAGCCUCCAGAUGGGCACCAACAAAGGCGCCAGCCAGGCGGGGAUGACGGCGCCGGGCACGAAGCGCCAGAUCUUCGAGCCGUCGCUGGGGAUGGAGCACUGCGACACCAUGACCAUCGGGCUGCAGAUGGGCAGCAACAAGGGCGCCUCGCAGACGGGCAUGACGGUCUACGGGCUCCCGCGCCAGGUCUACGACCCCAAGUACUGCGGCGGCCCCGAGCUCUUCGGCCACGACGGCUACGACGGCCACGACGGGCUCUACAACUCGCAGUAGCCGCCGGAGCCGCCGCCGCUUCCACCUCCCACCCCCGGCCCGCCCCGCGCACCGCCCCAGCCACGCUGCACCACCCGCACCCGGCUCGGCGCCGGGAUCCGCCCCGGGAAGGGUCUCGGGGGAAUCAGCCCCGGGAUCGGCUCCGGGAUCCGCCCCGGGAAGGGUCUCGGGGGAAUCAGCCCCGGGAUCGGCUCCGGGAUCAGCCCCGGGACUGGCACCGGGACCAGCCCUGGGAUCAGCCCCGGGAUUGGCACCGGGAUCUGCCCCGGGAAGGGUCUCGGGGGGAAUCAGCCCCGGGAUUGGCACCGGGAUCCGCCCCGGGAAGGGUCUCGGGGGGAAUCAGCCCCGGGACUGGCACCGGGACCAGCCCUGGGAUCAGCCCUGGGAUCGGCUCCGGGAUCAGCCCCGGGACCAGCCCUAGGAUCAGCCCCGGGGCACCGAGACCAG